Messenger RNA from Clarias gariepinus (North African catfish), 1721 nucleotides. It is a transcript of the gene abt1, whose product is annotated as activator of basal transcription 1. Gene Ontology annotation, cellular component: nucleolus. The record is from RefSeq and is a predicted model, not a curated record. The coding region runs from base 510 to 1400 and encodes 296 amino acids. Gene Ontology annotation, molecular function: RNA binding. NCBI's taxonomy places the organism in Eukaryota, Metazoa, Chordata, Actinopteri, Siluriformes, Clariidae. Gene Ontology annotation, biological process: small-subunit processome assembly; endonucleolytic cleavage to generate mature 5'-end of SSU-rRNA from (SSU-rRNA, 5.8S rRNA, LSU-rRNA); endonucleolytic cleavage in 5'-ETS of tricistronic rRNA transcript (SSU-rRNA, 5.8S rRNA, LSU-rRNA). The transcript is spliced from 4 exons.
UUGGCACUGGCUGCUUUAAAAACCAAACGAGGGUUUCCACUUUUUGUUUUCCACUGACGCAAACAAGUUUAGACGUACAUACAACUUAGCCGGCGUUUGGUUCGUCUCGAUUCGUUCACUCGUAUGCUGAAAGUUUAAAAUCUCAAACUUGCAAAAUUUCAGUUCUUAAAGCGAAAAUGUAUGUAGUAGGGCAUUUGUAUGCUGGGGUACCACUGUGUUAGCAAUGUAUAAAGCAUGGAUUGUGGUAUUUGCAUGAAUGUUGUAGCUUUGGAAGCUAAUCUGUUUAAGCGGACUAUACAGAUGAGUAGGAAAGAGAGCUGAACAGACUCGAUGGCUGAAGUGCCGUUGCAUCUUUUCUGCUUUUUUUCUUUUUCUACUUUGCUGUUUAAUGGCGGUUGGAAUCCAGUAGGUUACAUGGAGGUUUAUGGAGCUGUGCCACCAUUUCUACCCUCUCUGUAUACUGCACUUGAACGACCGCUGCGUCUUUCUCAUUAGGCUGUGUGGAAGUCAUGGCGAGCAAAGCAGACACUGAAAUGGAUCAACACACAAACCGGACAGCUGCUGAUGAGGAGCUGAACAUGUCUGAGGAUGAACAGGAGGAUGGACUUGAUCAAAAGGAGGUAGAAGAUGAUAAUCAGGAGAAGGGCGAUGAUGUUGAAGAGGAGGCGAAGGAGGAUGAAGAAGAACAGGAGGAUGACGGUAAAAUCAAGAAAGCAAAGGGCAAGAAGUGUGCCCCGGGUAUAGUGUACCUGGGCCACAUUCCCCCAAGAAUAAGACCCAAGCACGUGCGCAACAUGCUGGCGGUGUACGGAGAAAUCGGGCGGAUUUUCCUUCAGUCUGAAGACCACUCGAUUAAGAGAAAGAAGAGGAAAGCUGGCAGUAACGGGUCGAGGUAUGUGGAAGGCUGGGUGGAGUUCAGGGACAAGCGCGUGGCUAAGAAAGUGGCCGUGUCUUUACACAACACGCCGAUGACCAACCGCAAGAGGAGCCACUUCAGCAGUGACCUGUGGAGCAUCAAAUACCUGCACAGGUUCCAGUGGUGCCACCUGAGCGAGCGGCUGGCAUACGAGCAGACGGUCUACCAGCAGCGCAUGAGGACAGAGAUCUCGCAGGCCAAGCGCGAAACCAACUUCUACCUGGCCAGCGUAGAGAAGAGCCAGACGCUGGACAGACUGAGGAAAAAGAGGGCCAAAAAAGGCGAGGUGGUGGAGGAGAAGGGCUGGGACUUCACGCAACGGCGCACCGAGGAGGAGAUGAGGCUGGAGCGCAUGAAGAAGACCGGCCUGUCCAAGAAGAACCUUCAGAAAGCCCAGGAGAAGAGCAGAGCCAUUCAGGAGAAAGCGCAAUCCAAUGUCUCGCUACUGGCCAAGAUCUUCAGCAAGGGGAGUUCACAUGACUGAUGCGCAAGCUCACGUGCACGUGUCUGACUGACUGACUGACUGAGAGAGAGAAAGUGCACAUAUAUUUGUUGUGAAGGUGAUGCAAAUCAUAAAAGCUUUCAAAACGGCUUUUGAGGACAAAAUAUUUUCCUGAAAAAGAGUUCAGGACACUGCAACGCAAGGAAUAAGACUUGACUGUUUGUUUUUUGAUUGUUGUUUCAUGUUCAAUCCUGUUUUCUUAAUGUAUGAUGCUACUUUUUAACAUAAGCACAUUUGUUUCUCUGCACUGUAAUCAUCCUCAAUCGUAAGUCAUUAUCAAAUAAAUGAUGUUUAAUCAGGUUA